AGGAAAAAAAAAGGGAGAAAUCUCCCACAUAAGCAGGAGGAUUACAGGCCGAUAAUAGAUGGACAGUUCAAUUAUCAGGACAUUCAGACUAUUCCCAAAGGCAAAAUCUUGACAGAGGAAGCCUUGACUCUUCUCAACAACCAUCAGCGCUCUCCAGAGACAUGGACUGCUGAGAAAAUAGCAGAAAAAUAUUCUUUAGAACUGAAGGAUGUGAAUAACCUUUUAACAUUCUUCAUCCCAUUCGUUAUGGAUUUCCUUCCUUACAAAGACCAGAAAACCCUGGACUCCAAAUAAAAAUUUCAAACAGAA
Molecule: messenger RNA, 309 nt
Organism: Protobothrops mucrosquamatus (brown spotted pit viper)
Lineage: Eukaryota; Metazoa; Chordata; Lepidosauria; Squamata; Viperidae
Gene: NDUFAF4
Product: NADH:ubiquinone oxidoreductase complex assembly factor 4
Biological process (GO): mitochondrial respiratory chain complex I assembly
Cellular component (GO): mitochondrion
Source: RefSeq, a predicted model, not a curated record